UCCCUUAAUAGCUCGUUAAUCACCUAGCUUCCAUCACAUUUGGGAUAGUGUUAGGUGAUUCCAACAGUCAAGCUCAGUCUAGGGUGGUUUUUACAGAUGCAAUUUGCGUAAGCAAUUUCAGUUCUACAAUACUGACAAUAUUUUUCAUAACUAUCAAAAUUCAAAAUCCAAAUCAAAAGGCAGAUCCAAAGUUAAUCUACGAUCGCUUUUGUUUGCCCUUUUCCCUGAUCUCUUUUUGAUGAGCAAGACGCUAUUAAUUUUGAUGAGAAUAUCGGACCAAACCCUUUUCCCCAAAUACUCUCCAAGGCCCUUACGUGUGUGACCAGAGCAGUCGCUUUUAAAAUUAAUGGACAAAUUCGUAAUUAUAUCAAAAUUUAGGGACUGAAAAAAUAAUUUUUCCAAAAAUAAACCUAAACCGAGAAGUUGAUUUACCGCACAUUCUCUCGAACCAGAAAACGCACGGCCGCCGCCCCACCCCGCCCCCCUUCUCUUGGUCCUGCGUCUGUCACCGUCGCCGCUGCUGCUGGCCCUCAGUCACGCUGUUGUCUCGCCGCUGAAGCUCUUUAAUCGCAGUCGCCGCUCUCUCGACUCUACUCCUGUCUCGCUCUGCAAUCCCUCCUCCAUCGCCGCUGCUUCUGCCUACCACGGUCACGACACAGGUAAAAGGGGGAUUUUUUUUCCUGGUGGCGAUGAUUUACACUGCAAUUGAUAACUUCUACUUAACCGACGAGCAGUUACAGAACUCGCCCUCUAGGAAAGAUGGAAUUGAAGAAGCCACUGAAACUACCCUGAGAAUCUAUGGCUGUGACCUGAUCCAAGAAAGCGGCAUUUUACUCAAACUUCCCCAAGCUGUGAUGGCCACUGGUCAAGUUCUGUUCCAUCGUUUCUAUUGCAAGAAGUCAUUUGCCCGAUUUGAUGUCAAGAAAGUUGCAGCUAGUUGUGUAUGGCUUGCAUCUAAACUAGAGGAAAGCCCUAGGAAAUCGAGGCAAGUCAUCAUUGUUUUUCAUAGAAUGGAAUGCAGGAGGGAGAAUUUACCUAUAGAAUUUUUGGACCUGACUUCUAAGAAAUUUGCAGAGUUGAAGGUAGAACUGAGCAGAACAGAAAGACACAUAUUAAAAGAGAUGGGUUUCGUUUGUCAUGUUGAGCAUCCCCACAAAUUCAUUUCAAACUACCUUGCUACCCUUGAAACACCUCCAGAACUGAGACAAGAAGCUUGGAAUCUUACAAAUGAUAGUUUGCGUACAACCUUGUGUGUUCGUUUCAAGAGUGAGGUUGUGGCUUGUGGGGUUGUAUAUGCUGCAGCUCGUAGGUUCCAAGUACCCCUUCCUGAGAAUCCACCAUGGUGGAAGGCAUUUGAUGCAGAUAAAUCUGGGAUUGAUGAAGUUUGUAGAGUUCUGGCUCACUUGUAUAGCCUUCCCAAGGCGAAAUACAUUUCAGUCUGCAAGGAUGGAGAUUUUUCUUUUUCUAGCAAGUCUUCAGAUUCACAAGUGCAACCAGUUCCAAAGGAAGUUCCGCAGGUUGGAUCACCAGCUAAUGAUGUUGUUGCUCCCAAGUCAGCCCCACCUGUUGUUAGUGCUGAAUCUGGGGGUUCUAAGGGUGCAAUAAAAGCAGCCCUAGACAAGCUGAAGGAAGCCAAGAAGAAUGAUGAUGAGUCCAAGUCUGCAAAUGGAGAGGCAAGAGAUGAGCCCAUUCCAAGGUCCAAGUCUGAGCACAGAACAGAGGCAAGUGGGGACAGGAGCAAGGAGAGGGACAGGGAUAGGGACAGAGAUCGCGACAGGGAGAGAGAGAGGGAUAGAAUGAAGGUCCAGGAUCGUGAGAGGGGUAGAGAUUCUGAUAGGGAAAGAGAGCGUGAGGAGACUGAGCGAGACAGAGAUAAAUCCAAGGAUCGAGUUCAUCGUGCUAAGGAUAGAGGAAAGGAUUCAGGACAUUUAGAGAAAUCAAGAUAUCUUUCAUCACGUGAUCGUGAUUAUCACAGCUCUUCUUAUUCUUCGAGGGAGAAGGAUCGUCACAGGCAUCACUCAUACGGUUGAAGCUCCCAUUGAGUUGCGCAACCUGUUGUAGCAGCUGUCACAAACACACUAAUUGUAAAUGACUUUCUUUUCUUUUUGACACAUACAGUGUGCAGGCUAGUGAACAGACACUGGAUUUGCUUGCCAUGCAAUCGUGAGCAAAGUUUCUUUCUUCCAGUCCCCUCCAUUUAUAAUAUCCUGCUGAUUACCGAAACACAAGACAGUUGAUCGAUGUGGUAACCACAGCGGGUUAUUUUCUAUUACCUAUGUAAUGUAGAAUAAUCUAUUUUUCAGUUUUAAAUAUAAGUCGGUCUACAUUCUAAAACA
This is a messenger RNA of Manihot esculenta (cassava), 2336 nucleotides long. Its product is annotated as cyclin-L1-1. Gene Ontology annotation, biological process: regulation of transcription by RNA polymerase II. Gene Ontology annotation, cellular component: nucleus. Lineage: Eukaryota; Viridiplantae; Streptophyta; Magnoliopsida; Malpighiales; Euphorbiaceae. Bases 690 to 2030 code for a protein of 446 amino acids. The transcript has 9 exons. The record is from RefSeq and is a predicted model, not a curated record. Gene Ontology annotation, molecular function: cyclin-dependent protein serine/threonine kinase regulator activity.